AUGGUCCACACUAUCCUGAUGAUCCACUUGUCCUUUUGCACCAAUAGGAUCCCACACUUCUUCUGUGACCUCAAUGCCUUGAUCAAGCUCUCCUGCUCAGAUACUCAAGUCAAUGAGAUGCUGGUGUUGGUCCUUGGGGGCUCAGUGGUUCUUAUCCCUUUUGUGUACAUCAUGGCCUCUUACACACCUAUUGCUGUGGCUGUGUGGAAGUUGCCCUCUGCCCAGGGCAGGUGGAAAGCAUUCUCCACCUGUGGCUCUCACCUUUGUGUUGUCUCUCUGUUCUAUGGGACUAUCAUUGGAGUCUACUUCAACCCUGCAUCCACACACACCACUCAGAAGGACAUGGCUGCCACAGUGAUGUACACCAUGGUCACCCCCAUGCUGAACCCCUUCAUCUACAGCCUGCGGAACCGAGAUCUGAAGGGUGCCCUCGGGAGACUUCUCCGUAGGAAUCACUUUGCUAAGCCUCUUUGA
This is a messenger RNA of Vicugna pacos (alpaca), 474 nucleotides long. Its product is annotated as olfactory receptor 1M1-like. Gene Ontology annotation, molecular function: G protein-coupled receptor activity; olfactory receptor activity. The record is from RefSeq and is a predicted model, not a curated record. Gene Ontology annotation, cellular component: membrane. Gene Ontology annotation, biological process: G protein-coupled receptor signaling pathway. NCBI's taxonomy places the organism in Eukaryota, Metazoa, Chordata, Mammalia, Artiodactyla, Camelidae.